Messenger RNA from Didymodactylos carnosus, 5085 nucleotides. Lineage: Eukaryota; Metazoa; Rotifera; Eurotatoria; Philodinida; Philodinidae. The record is from the annotation of a GenBank genome assembly.
AUGUCUGUUUUUCAACGUUUUAAUACAAUUAUUUGGAAACCAUUGCGCAUAGUAUCGUUUUUACAACAGAAAAUGUCCUCACAUUAUACACCAAGAGAUAAUAUGAAAGAUCAACGCACACUCUACUGUGGAAAUUUACACGAGAAUGUUACCGAAGAAUUGUUAUUUGAAUUAUUUCUUCAAAGCGGUCCAUUAGAAGAUGUGAGAUUAAAACGUGAUGGGAGAAGAGCCUUUGCAUUUAUUACAUUCAAACACGAAGAAUCCGUACCAUAUGCUGAAGCUAUUAUGGAAAAUGUUCAUUUAUUUAAUCGUCCGUUACGUUUAAAUCCGCGGGCUAACGCCAAUACCAGCAACAACACAAAUAAUUCCUAUUCAGGUCUUGAUUCAUCUCCAAUGACGCCUUUACUACAGAACCCAAUGCAACGUCAAUUUUCCAUGCCUCCGUUCAUGCCAUCGUCUGUUAAUAAUAAUUUUGGCUUUAAUGCUGCUGCUCAGCAAGUUAAUUUUUCUACUUUGAUGCCUCCACCAAUUCAACACCAGCAAUUUUCAUCAUUAAAUUCUUCAACGAUCACUAAUUAUAAAUUAUCACAAAAUGACGACGAUGAACCAAGACAUUCCACACCGAGGCAAUCAAGACGUGAUAAUCGUUCUUAUCAUCCUUAUCGUCAACAACAACAACAAUCUCAUUCAGAAGAUGAUGGUUUUUCCCAUCGUUCCAAAAAUCAACAUACAAACUAUGCACUUUCCACUGUAUUGGCCAUGAAACGUAAACGACAAGAUUCAUCUACUUCGAUCAACUCGAACACAAAUGAAUCAGUCUCAAAUAAAAUUUCACGUUUACAAAUUGGAACAAGCGUGCGAGCACAACUUGACGAUAGCAAAUGGUACACGGGUACUAUCUUUCAAUGUCAGUUACGCAAAUAUUUGGUUCAAUUUUCACAUUUGAAAAGUGAAGAAAGUCAACAAUGGAUUGAUUUUGAAAACAUCCGUUUAAUACCAAAAGAAAAACGUCCCGGAACAAGUUCACGACAAAAUGCAGCAUUUGAAUAUCGACCUGGACAGUUUAUUCGUAAUGAUACUAAGACAGCAAAUGUAUCAGUUCCAAUCGGUCUAAAAAGUUCAGCAUCACCAGCAAUAGUUUCACCUCUUCCGAUAAAUCAUCAUUGCACAUCAAUACUAUCAACUGAAAGUCCGAUAUCCUCGAUCGAAAUACCGAAGUCUAGCUUGUUAUCGCAACGAAAUCGCACUGAGUCGGAUUCAAGCUCAAAAGGAUCUAUUGAAUCCUCACAAGAAUCAACAUUGAAACAAAUUGAAUAUAGUCAGAGAAACCCAGUUGAAAAUGAAGAUGAAACGUAUUAUUUACCAUCUGAGCGUGUUUCAUUGUCAGAUCGAUAUCCAACAAAAAAGUCUGCAGAACGUUCUUCAUCGAAUGAAAAAUCAAGUGGAAGAAAGCCUGAUCAAUCUGAAAUUGUUAUUUUUCGUCCAAUUAUUCGGUUUAUUGAUACGAAAAGUCGGACUCUAUCAUCGUCAUCUCAAUCGAAAGAUAGACCAAAAAGGCCUAGAGUCAAUUCCAAAUUGUCUAUAGAUCUGACAAGCCAACUUUCACCUACAAGACAUCCGCAUAUUCGCAAGGACCGAAAACUGAUACCAGUUCAUGAUAAACAAGAAGAAAAAAAAAUUGUACAAAAUCAAAAACAACAAGAAAAAAAUGAAAUAACAGAAAAAACUUUUGCUGUCCAAGAGGAAGUCGUCUCUUCGACAUCUCAACAAGAAUUGUCACCGUUAUCUAUAUCAGUUGAACAAGACGAUGACGUAUCACGAAAUACAUUGGAAUCUGAUCAACAUUUAUUCGAUGAUGAUGAAGACAUAAAUGUUAUUCAAGCAUUAAUUGAUACCAAUUUAAAUGUUUUGUUAGAUGAUAGUCAAUCAGUAACAAAUAGUGUCAACAAAGAUGAAGAUUUACCAUCGACAACAACGACGAUAUCACAAUCUCAUUUUUAUAAUUUUCACGAAGAUGACCUUAUUUAUCCGACCGAUAGUCAUAGUCCAACAAGUACCGAUAUUCCCUAUGUUGUACAUCAGGUUGAGGGAGCAAUAACUUCAUCAACGGCAAAUGAUGAACUAAUCGAAGCACAGGGUUUUCUACAAACUGAAGAUAAAAGUGAAGCGGAACCGAUAACGGAGACAAAUCUUGCUCCUCUUCUACAAAGGCAACAAAAUUCAGAACAUUUACUACACGUACCUCAACAUGAUCGACAAAAGUCAAAACGCAAACAGCAUCGCCCACAACGUGUUACUGAAAGUGAUGAACUACAACGACGUGAAGCUAUUGAAGAACAAGUACCUGCUAUCAACAUUGAUAAACCAAUACAAAGACAACGACAAGGAAAACGAAUUAGAAGCGUGCUGGGUAAACUACGGCAAAAACCGCCAGAAGAAAAACCGGAGAAAUGUUCAACAAGAAAGUCAUCAAAUAAAUCGGUCACAGUCAAACUUGAGCCGAUGGAUGUGAUUAUUCAAACUCCAUCAUCAAUAUCAUCAUCAACUGAAAUUAAAGAAGAAGAAUUACCUGUACAGACAACUUCUUCAUUCAAUUGGGAAUUAACAAUCUCACCUAAACGUCAACAACAGUCAAAAAUGAAAACGCUUGGUUCUACCAAAAAAAACGAUAUGGUUGUGGAGCAAACCAAUCAAUCUGAGUCAUUCGUAGAUGAAAAUGCCUAUUUGUCAGAUGAAUAUGAAGAUCCAGAAACAUGGGUAGUUGAUGGUUCACAUAAUCUUUUAAAAAUACACAAUGAUACUUUGAAAAAUAAUCUAAUUCAUCCCACUCAAAUUCAAUUAACUCGUGUAGAAUUGAAACAAAUAUUAAAUCGUCUACAAAAUAUUUACAUGACAUUACAGGAAAAAAUGACAACUAAGACAACAAUUUCUCCAUCAACGAGCGAUGAAGAAGACGAAUGUCGGCAAAGAGAUUUACUAAUUGAAACAGAUUUUUUUGAUAGAGAAAAGUUUAUGUUAACAAAAUAUUUAAAACAUGUUGAUAAAUGGUUGAAAAAUGAUUUUGAACGUUAUGAUUUAUUAGAAACCUAUAGAAAAAUGGUCUAUUCAGAUAGUAAUAAUGAUAAUAGUAAUGAUGUAACUCAUCAAACAUUUGUAGAACAAUUGCAUUUACUAGGGGAUAUACUAAAAUUUAUAUUUUGUGUAUUUUUUAAAAAUACCACUGAACAGAUGACAUAUACAAAAUCUUCUAUGAAAUCGUUUAAACAACAUAUUAAUCAUAUGCCGGAUGAAAUUAAAUACCAUAUUAAAACAUGUUUAAAACAAAUUAUUGAAAUUGAUCGACAACAACAGGAAAAUAGAGUUCAAAAUACCAGUGAAAAAUUGACUACUUUUACAUUUGUCCAUGAACCACUGUCAUCAUCUACGAGUAUUAGGGAUUUAAGUAAGCGUUCAUUAAAUUCAAAGUCCAAAUUAUCGAUGACAAGAUCAAAAGCAAAAAUACCUAUACCACGAUUAACUGUACCGCCGAUAACUAUUCGAAGACAACGGUUAAUCGCACCUAGAUCAUCCACACAAUUGGAACCAAAAUCGAUUCUUCCUGUUGUAAUGAACGUGAUGGAGUCGUCAAGAUCACCAUCAACGAUUGAAACUUCAUCAAGUCCAUUACAAUCUCUAGAUGCGAGUAAUAGUGAUGUAGCAUCAAUCGAAGAUGAAUCUAAUAUGUUGCGGACAACAAAGUCAAAACGACAAAUUAAAAUACGUAAACCAACUGCAUUUUUGAACACAAAUGAACACUUAAAAUCACAAACUCCACUUGUAUUACAAACAAAUUCAAUCUCGGAAAUAUCACCAUUAAAAAUAAGCAAUCAAAACGAUAAAAGUCCUCUCACGGAUGAUAUUAUUCAAUAUAUUUCACCGAAAAAGACUAUACUAUCUCCAUUAAGUUUAAUUGAAGUAGUUGAUUCAGCUCCACAAACUACCGUUGAAACAAUUUUGACGUCACCAUCAACACUAACAGUACCAACAACAACAAUAGCAAUAAUUACGGAUGAAAUAAGUCCUGAUUCUAUGCUUCUAACAGAAAAUGAUGAUACAUCAGAUGUAGUUGUAGAAGAGCUACGAAAAAAACAGCAUAAAGAAGAGAGAGACAUUUAUGAAGUGAUUCAUUGUAUUUGUGGUGUCGAGAUUGAUAAUGGGUUUAUGAUACAGUGUGAAACAUGUUUAUGUUGGUCACAUUGUACAUGUGUGGGAGUUACAGAAACAUAUGUGCCCGCCGUCUUCAAAUGCUUCGUCUGCACAAAAUCACAAUCUGAAUGUACACAACAGUGGACAGUAGAUUCAAUUGAUGUUAACGAUAAUUGUUCUUUUUUAACAACAAUCGAAACAUCAAAUGAAAUGUCUAUCUAUUUUGAUUGUAUUAAACCAUUGUAUGAUAUACGAGAACGAAUAAUGAGUUUAAAACUAACUUAUCAACCGAUAUUAAAAUGUUUACACAAUGCAUUGGGAAGUGAUGAUUUGUUUAAAAUUUUUAAAUAUGCUAAUAUUAGACAUGAACAUAUCAGUGACCAUAUUCAACGGCGAGAAGAAAAUAAAUUCUUUUAUAAAGAUAUAGCCAGUUGUUUGAAUAAUGUUAUUGCUUGUGUAUGUGAUGAAAAACAGAGUCAACAAAAAACAAAUGGCAUUAUUAAUUUUGUCGAUCAUUUAUCAUCAUCUCAAUCUUCGUCAUCAUGUGUCAGCAUAGAUCUAUGUCCAGAUGAAAUAAAACUUGAGAAUGUAAAUCAACAAGAUAUGAUUAUUUUACCUGAAAAUUUAAAAUUAUUCAUUAUCUAUAUGUGUGAUGAUAGUGACACACAACUAGCUCGGCUAAGUAUAAAAACUCGGUAUAAUGAAUUAUUGACAAAUUUACAAGAUAAAAUUCAAACAUCAUUAGAUGAAUAUAAAGAUAUUCAAAAACAAAUUGAAACAAAACUUGGAAUAUUAUAUGAUGAUAAUGAUAUUGAAGAAAAUAAUAUUCAAAUGUUACAAACAAUGUAUACAAAUCAUGAAAAUGAUUUAAAAAUAUUAAUUGAACGUUUAAAAUAUUGA